AUGACAGACCCAUCUCUGAUUCAUUCAGAGCUUACUCGCCCUCCCAUGGGGAUCCCUCCCUAUGACAAUCACUUCCAGCAAACCAAUGCCAAUCCUCAUCACACAUAUCCCACUUCUCCUUCUGCCUCUUCCUCUUCGCCUCAACCUCACAUGAUGAGGACCAAUAGCUCUUCACCCUUUCUCCAAACCACAAACUUUCAAUCCACUUUUCCCAGCAGCCCUUACGGUGCACCAAUGGAUAAUCACAGCCAAACUCAGAACCACAACCACAACCACAACCAUAUCCGUGCCCCAAGCGUCACCCAAUUCGUUCCACCUACACCAGGCGAGUAUAGCAGUGACGAGUCCAAGGAGAAGCAGAGAUGCACUUAUCCCGACUGCGGCAAGACCUUCAAGGACCUCAAGGCUCACAUGCUCACUCACCAGACUGAGCGCCCUGAAAAGUGUCCCAUCCAAACUUGCGAGUACCACACCAAGGGCUUUGCUCGCAAGUAUGACAAGAACCGUCACACCCUCACACACUACAAAGGCACAAUGGUCUGCGGCUUCUGCCCAGGCUCCGGCUCGGCUGCGGAGAAGUCAUUUAACCGUGCCGACGUCUUCAAGCGCCACUUGACUGCAGUUCAUGGUGUUGAGCAGACUCCACCCAACAGCCGAAAGAAGUCGUCUGCAGGUGCCAACGCGAACAAGAAGCUGACUGGCUAUGCUCCCGAUGCCACUGGCAAGUGUAGCACUUGCUCGCAGACCUUCUCCAAUGCUCAGGACUUCUACGAGCAUCUCGACGACUGCGUGCUGCGCAUUGUCCAGCAAGAGGACCCUGCCGAGGCCAUCAACGCCAAGCGCCUUGCUGAGGUUGAGAACGAUAAGGAUGUUCACCAGACUCUGGAGAAAAACAACCUCCCCACUACCACAGACACUGUCAUGGCAAACCAUGAUGAUGAAGAUGCCGACAGUGGUGACGAUGAUGAUGAUAGCUCUCCCCGAAGCAACUCCUCCCCUGCCAUCAGAAAGAAGGGCAAUCCGGCCAAUGGUGUCCAGAAGUCUCGCGGUGUCACUCACUCCCGCGGUGGUGUCCCCUUGGGAACCAAGACCCGCAGCCGCAAGAACCGUCGUGACUAUCCAUCAUCGUGGGGCUUUGAUAAGGGUCAGAUGACCAUGAAGAAGCGUGUCAUGGCUGUCUUUGAUGGUCCUCGUCGUCUUGCCAAGGACGACAUGAUGCUCUCCACCGACCAUGAGGUCCGUCUCAAGCUAUCUGAUGGCAAGUCUUAUGUCACCGACCUCGACGUUCAAACUCUCAAGCGAGCUGCUGGCUUCCACGGUGCCACUGAUGAAGAGAAGGGCCCUUGGAUCUCCGACGACCCUACCGCUGAGCAGCUCAAGGAGAUGCAGCAAAUGCUCACCGCCAACACCACCACCACCACUACUAUAUAA
This is a messenger RNA of Fusarium subglutinans, 1431 nucleotides long. RefSeq lists its product as uncharacterized. Lineage: Eukaryota; Fungi; Ascomycota; Sordariomycetes; Hypocreales; Nectriaceae. Gene Ontology annotation, biological process: regulation of transcription by RNA polymerase II. Bases 1 to 1431 code for a protein of 476 amino acids. The transcript has a single exon. The record is from RefSeq and is a predicted model, not a curated record. Gene Ontology annotation, cellular component: nucleus.